Scutellospora calospora is the source of this 730-nucleotide messenger RNA. NCBI's taxonomy places the organism in Eukaryota, Fungi, Glomeromycota, Glomeromycetes, Diversisporales, Gigasporaceae. The record is from the annotation of a GenBank genome assembly.
AUGCCAAAAAUUUUAAAAGAAAGAAAAUUAAAGACGAAAACUGAAAAAACUAUAUUUUCUAUUUGUAGAUUUAAAAGUAUAAAAUGUAUUCAAUUAGAAGAAAAUGAAGAAAAAUAUGAAUUUUGUUUUAAAAAUAAUUUUGAUUGUUUAAAAUAUAAACCGUCUUUAAUGGAAAAUGAAAUAAAAAGAUUAAAUAUUGUUGUUAAAAAUCAUGAAAGUAGAAUUCAAAACUUCGAAGAACGAGUUCAAUCUUUAGAAAAAGAUAAUACUGUAGUAAAAAAUAAUCUUUUACAACAAAAAUUACUUUUAAAUCAAUUAGAUUUUCUUUUAUCAUCUAUUGAUUCAAAACAACAUCCAAAAAAACUUAUUGAUAAUAUACGUUUUGUAUUACAUGAUUUAAAACAAUUAUUUGAAUAUUCAUUUAGACAAAUAUAUUUUGAAUUUUAUCAUAUAAAUGAAGUUACUACUCUUUCUAAAUUAUCAUUAAAAUAUAUAAAACGAUAUGAAGAAUAUUUUGAUCCAACAGUAAAAAUGAUUAAUUUUUUUAAACAAAAAGAAUGUAAAGAAUUAUUUUUUUAUGAAUCAAUUAUUUUGAAUACUAUAAUCGAUUGUAAUGAUUCUAUUGCAACUAUAUUUACUGAUUUGUUUAUAAAAAUUGGUAUUUUUAAGAUUUUUUCUUUUGGUGUAGAUUUUAUUCUUAGUAAAGAAUGUAAUUGUUCUGGUUCUGAUA